This is a messenger RNA of Drosophila biarmipes, 1171 nucleotides long. It is a transcript of the gene wbl, whose product is annotated as protein windbeutel. Gene Ontology annotation, biological process: protein secretion. Gene Ontology annotation, cellular component: endoplasmic reticulum lumen; endoplasmic reticulum. The transcript is spliced from 2 exons. Bases 74 to 847 code for a protein of 257 amino acids. Lineage: Eukaryota; Metazoa; Arthropoda; Insecta; Diptera; Drosophilidae. The record is from RefSeq and is a predicted model, not a curated record.
AUCGCCAGCCAGUUUGAGCUGACGACCGGCAAGAGGAGGGUCAAGUCGAGAAGCCUCUGUUUUUGCCACGAAGAUGAUGCGUAUUUUGGUGACUCUGCUGCUGGCCGCUUUCCACGCGAUUCCCUCCUCCUGGGCCAUAGCCUGCACAGGCUGCGUGGAUCUGGACGAGCUCAGUUUCCAGAAGACAGUCGAGCAUUUUCCCUACUCCAUAGUCAAGUUCGACAUUGCAUUUCCUUAUGGAGAGAAGCACGAGGCCUAUGCCGCCUUCACGAAGUCCGCCCACAGAGCUACCAAGGACCUACUUAUAGCCACUGUGGGCAUCAAGGACUAUGGCGAGCUGGAGAACAAGGCCCUAGGCGACCGUUACAAAAUCGACGAAAAGAAAUUCCCGGCUAUCUUCCUGUUCAAGGGAAAUGCAGAGGACUAUGUCCAGCUUCCGAGCUACAAGGACAUUACUGUCAACAACUUGAAGGCCUUUGUUAAUGCCAACACACCUUAUUAUAUCGGCCCCGAUGGCUGCAUCAAGGAGUUUAAUGACGCGCUCAAGAACUACGUCAACUUCCCCGAUGAAAAGCAACUGAAACUCAUCGAGGAGCUGCAGGCGAAGCAGGAGCAGCUGACCACUGAGGAGGCGCAGCAGAAUGGCAGGGCCUAUCUGAUCUAUAUGCGGAAGAUCCAUGAGCUGGGCUACGACUUCCUGGAGGACGAGACCAAGAGGCUGUUGCGCCUGAAGGCCAGCAAGGUCUCGGAGGGCAAGAGGGAGGAGCUGCAGAAGAAGCUGAACAUACUGGAUGCCUUUCAAGUCAGCAAGGUCACCAAAGCUCAGCCCCAAAAGCAGGAGCUUUGAACUUGUCUAGCUGAUAUUUGUUAAACUUAUUACACUUAAGAAUUUUUAAUGAUCAUUAUAAGUGUCCAAGCUCGGCAGAAAAUGUGAGUGUACAAUAAAACUAAAGAUAAACACAUUUUUUAUUCCCCAUUGGACUUUAUACGAUUACAAGUAAAAUUAUUAUAAUAAUUAAACGAACUUGUCAAUCUCAACAAAGCAAAUACUUAAUGUACCUCUACUUUAUAAAACCUUGUACUUCCCGUAAUCAAAAUGUCUGUACAAAAAUGAUUGGCGGUCAUUUUUUAAAUCCUCUACCACGUGAAAAUAAAUAUUUACAAAAAACUG